AUGCUGGAUGCUAGGGCUCAUCAAGUUAUGGAGCCUUGCCGGCAGAGGAGUCUUUCUGGUCGGGAGGAAGAAAUACAACGCGUGGUGCCAUUGGUCGGCAGGCUGCGGGCGGGGGGUUCUGCCGCGACCGUUGCGGAAGGAGCAACAUCGGCAGCGGAGCUUGCGGACAAUCCGCCUGGCGGAGGCAUCUCUGCGAGCGGGGGAGCAAGCGCGGGGGCUGGCGCCGGCGUGGCGCUCGGACGGAAGCCUGAGACGAAAGCGAAAGGGGACUUGGGGGUCAGGACGAGGAGCACUCUCAUCCUGGUUGGGUCAUUCCUGACCAUCAUCGUCAAGCUCAAGCAGACGGGAUGCGCCAUCCUCGUGGCUUUCCUGCAGUGGGCGAUCUUUCGGGAGGGCAUGGCCAUCGUGCGCGACGGGGUCUCCGGGGUGCUCCUGGAGGCCGAGAAGGGAGGGGCCAAGUCUCUCCGGCGCCAGCAGUGGGGAGUGCUGUGGGUGCUGGGGCUCGCGGUGUACGGCAGGAUGCUGGUGAAGGAGAUCGCGGGCGUGGCGGAGCCAUCCACGUGGAUGAUGGCCUUCUGCCGGUGGCACGUCCCCGGGUGCGCCGCCCUGUACGUCGGCCUCCUUCUGUGGUUCAUCACCACCUUGCGGAGCCCCCCGCUUAUCAUGUACCAGCUUGGACAGCUGUCUGCGGCGCACUUCGCCUCCUUCCUCGUCCUCCCUUCCGCCCUCGUGUCCUUCGCGGCGAGGGGCGGCCUCUUCUGGUUUGUCAUCGCGUCCGCAUCGGUGAUCAUCAACGACAUCACGGCCUACAUCUGCGGGAGAUUGUUCGGGCGAACGCCCCUGACGGUCUUGUCUCCCAAGAAGACGUGGGAGGGGUUUAUGGGUGCCGCCCUCUGCACGAGCUUGACCGGGUGGCUGGCGGGGCGCUGGCUCUGCGGUGUUGAUUGGCUCACCUCUUCGAGAAAUGUUAUCCUUGCCGGCCAAGGGGGACCGGUGGACGCGGGCGACAUAUUCUUGAAGACAGCGCAGCUGCCCUGGGUAAACAUCAUGGUUUCCAAAGCUGAGGUUCACGCCUUCUGGAUUGCGCUCAUGGCAUCCCUCAUCGGGCCAUUCGGGGGAUUUUUCGCGAGCGGCCUCAAGAGGGCCUACGGCGUGAAGGACUUCGGCGACACGAUCCCGGGGCAUGGUGGGGCAGGAGACCGGUUCGACUGCCAGGUCAUGCUUCUGCCGCUCGUUUUCUUCUAUCUCAAGGCGUUCGCUCCUGACUUAGAUAUCUAGGCCUAUUUUGUCGUGCUGUCGAGAUAUGGUUCAC
Ectocarpus siliculosus is the source of this 1312-nucleotide messenger RNA. The record is from the annotation of a GenBank genome assembly. Lineage: Eukaryota; Phaeophyceae; Ectocarpales; Ectocarpaceae.